GAGCAACAAAAGAGUUUGAAGCUUGUACCUUUCUUCUUAUACAUCGGCAGCAUUUCUAACUGAAGGUCGUGGGAAUUUCAUUAUCAGUGGUUUUAUCAUCCAGUUACAAACCAGCGUCAUUAGUGAUUGACAAGCAUUUGAUGGAGUCACCUUGGGUCGAGAAAUAUAGACCUAUUGAGCUUAAAGACAUUGUUGGGAAUGAAAACACAAUUCUUCGUUUAUCCGUAUUCGCUCGAGACGGCAACUUGCCUAACAUAAUAAUAGCUGGUCCUCCAGGUUGUGGAAAAACUACAAGUAUCCUGUGCUUGGCUCGAACUCUUUUGAAAAAUGCUUAUAAGGAAGCAGUCCUUGAGUUGAAUGCAUCCAACGAAAGGGGUAUCGAAGUAGUGAGAACUAAAAUCAAGAUGUUUGCACAAAAAAAGGUCAGUCUUCCUGAGGGGAGACAAAAAAUUAUUAUUCUUGAUGAAGCUGACAGCAUGACUGAAGGUGCCCAACAGGCGCUUCGACGGAUUAUGGAGUUGUACUCUCGAACAACUCGUUUUGCACUAGCUUGUAAUGAUUCUUCGAAGCUCAUCGAACCUAUACAAUCGAGAUGUGCUGUUUUACGUUAUGCUCGUUUAACAUCUGCCCAAAUAAUGGCUAGGUUGCUAGAAGUUUCACGUUCUGAAGGUGUUUCAUAUACAGAGGAAGGUUUGGAAGCCAUUGUAUUCACAGCUGAUGGUGAUAUGAGACAGGCUCUAAAUAAUCUACAAUCAACUUAUCAAGGCUUUGGAAUGGUCAGUAGUGAUAACGUUUUCAAAGUUUGUGAUGAACCACACCCUAUGCUUGUUAAACAGUUGAUAGAUCAUUGUUCUAAGGGUGAAUUAUCAGCUGCUCACAAGAUCUUACGCCAUUUAUGGACUCUAGGAUAUUCAGCUGAAGAUAUUAUCACCAUCACUUUCCGAGUAAUGAAGAACCAUCCAAUGGAAGAGUAUCUUAAAUUAGGAUUUAUAAAAGAAGUUGGCCUCACUCAUCUACGAAUUUCCGAAGGAUUAGGUACAUAUCUACAAUUAGCAGGUCUUCUUGCUCGCCUUUGUAAAAUAGUAUUACCGAAGUGAAAUAUUUUUAUUAUUAGUAUACUAUCUAUAAAUGGUUGCCUUGUACAGGAAGUGACAGUCCUUUCGUGCUUCUAUCAAACUCCUCACGUCUUAGACUUCUGUGUAUUAUAUUAAAGUCAUUUUAUAGUGCAUUAAUAAAGUUGCCGAAAAUAAAAAAGACAAUUAAUAAC
Messenger RNA from Schistosoma turkestanicum, 1267 nucleotides. The record is from the annotation of a GenBank genome assembly. Lineage: Eukaryota; Metazoa; Platyhelminthes; Trematoda; Strigeidida; Schistosomatidae.